Aphis gossypii (cotton aphid) is the source of this 6811-nucleotide messenger RNA. Its product is annotated as ankyrin repeat domain-containing protein 50. Gene Ontology annotation, molecular function: protein binding. The coding region runs from base 533 to 4468 and encodes 1311 amino acids. The transcript is spliced from 17 exons. NCBI's taxonomy places the organism in Eukaryota, Metazoa, Arthropoda, Insecta, Hemiptera, Aphididae. The record is from RefSeq and is a predicted model, not a curated record.
CCGCCGCCGAUAGAAUCCACCGUAGUGCGUGUAUUCGGUCACACAAACACACAAACACACGUCUUACGGACGGUGCGGGGAAGUGAUAUUAACCAGGCGAGAAUUAAUUUCGUUUUUUUUUUUUUUUCUCCAUCCCAUUCCGUUUUGUUUUUGUUUACUCGACCGGUGUGACGGCCGAAAUCAAACCGCGUCCGAACGAUAACGUCGCGCGCGUGUCGUUUGUGUCGUCGCGUCUUGUUCCGACGCCGACGAGUUCGAGCCGUCUUCUAUCCUCCUCCGGUAUUUCCCGUUCGACCGUUUUGCCGAGAGACGAACGUCCGUCCGUGUGUCAGCCAGCGUUUCGUUUCCGGUCCACCGUCAUGCUGGGCGCCCCUUCUGUUGUGUCACGGAAGUCCGUCUGUCUAUUGUCACCGUUGUCUCAGAGAUUACCUGUGUUUUAUUACAUAUGAAUAGUUAAAUUAAUAGUUUUAAAUUAACCUAUGAUAUCAAUGAUCAAGAACUUUUUAACUAAUAUGAAAACAAUCAGAACAAAAUGACUUCAAGUGAUUUGGCUCAAAAACCAUUCUAUUGCCGUGAAUGGGUAUUUCAAAAAUUAUUACAUUGUUUUGAUCAAAGAAGCAAUUGGAAAACAUGUGGAGCACUACUAGUUGGAGGUGCUGGAUGUGGAAAAACUUCAUUAUGCUGCGAAAUUGUUCAUCCAUCUGGCAGACAACAACGUGCAUUAAAUAGAAGACUAUUGGCUUAUCAUUUUUGUCAAGCUCAAAAUAUCAACACAUUAUCAGUUACACAUUUUAUUCUAAGUUUGAUUUCACAAUUAUCUGAUUCAUUGCCCAAAUCAUACAAAGAAAGAUUAAAAUCUGAUCCAGCAAUACAAGAAUCUUUGUCUCCAAUCAAUAUAGUAAAAGAUGCUGAUGAUGCAUUUAAAAAAGCUGUUGUAUUUCCACUAAUUGAUCUUGAAUUACCAAAACAUACAAUGUUUCUUUUAGUUGAUUCAGUUGAUGAAGGAUUAUGUUCAAAUGAUAGAUCUGAUCCAAAGUUUAAGAAUAAUUCAAGUAAAACUAUUACAGAGCUAUUAGCUACUCAUCAUCAUUUAUUUCCUCAAUGGUUGAUGCUUAUUUGUACAACACGUAGACAAAACAAAAAUGUUGCUCGUAUGUUCUCUGGUUUUCGUAAAAUUUGCAUAGAUGAUCUCCGUAAAUCACAAGUAGUUAGAGAUAUACAACAGUAUAUAUUGAGCCGUUUGGAAUCUGAGGAAUCUUUACGCCAACAUAUGAGUAGAGAUACAGCUGAAAUGUUAAAUCAGUUGCAUAUUAAAAGUAAUGGUUGUUUUCUUUACUUGGAAAGGGUAUUAGAUGGAAUAGCCGAUGGAUGUGUAGUCUUGAGGGAAAUUAAAGAUAUUCCUGGAACUCUUAAUGGACUGUAUUUAUGGUUUUGUCAGAGGCUUUUGAAUUCAAAACAUUUUUCAAAAGUACGGCCUUUAUUAAAUGUAAUUUUAGCAUCUCCUGAACCUCUAUCAGAAGAACAAUUAAGUAGUAUUAUACAUUCUGUAUACCAAUACAUGACUGUUGAGGAAUUUCACAAACGAUUUAGCUUAUUAAGAAGAAUAUUUUCAUUACCAAGAGAUUCAAAAAUAAUACAAUUUCAUCACAGUUUCGGAGAAUGGUUCCUAGAUGUCAAACAUUGUACUAGAAGGUUUUUGUGCUCCGCUAAUGAAGGACAUGCUAUGAUUGCUUUUCAUUAUACGCUAAGAUGUUCAAAACCUCCUGGGUAUGAAGAAACUCAUAAAUUAGCUUAUCAUUUAUCAAGAGUAAAUCCAUUACCAGUCUGGACAAAUUUUUCUGACACUAAUUUAUUGCCAUUACUAUGGUUGAUUGACAGUGGAGCACAAAUUUCUGAUAGUAUGACAAUUCCUUGUUAUGAUAGAAAAACUGUUAAUUUUUUGGAAGGAGCCAAUAAUUGUUUUAAAUCAGAUGUUGAUCUAAAAUCUAAUAAGAUUGAAACAAAUUUUGGAUUAGUAUCAUCCCCAAAAUUUGAAAAAAAUUUGGCACUUUAUUCAAAUACUUCAUUACCUUCAAAUUUAUAUGAAGUAGAUAUCAAUGGUAGGAAUACUUUACAUUUACUUGCAAUGGAUGGAAAUUUAAAUGUUCUUCGAGAUUUAUUACAAGCUCAUUCAGAUAUAAAUUUAGAAGUGAAUGAUAAUAAUGGACAAACACCACUUAAUAUAGCUGCACGUCAUGGUUAUCUUGAAGUUGUAGAGCUUCUAUUAAAAUAUAACUGUAAAAUAGAUCAUGCAGAUGUUGAAGGUUGGACUGCUUUAAGAGCUGCUGCGUGGGGUGGUCACUCACAAGUAGUGGAGUUAUUGCUCAAACAUGGAGCUGAUGUAGAAUGCUCUGAUUGUGAAGGACGUGGAGCAUUACGUGCUGCAGCUUGGGGAGGUCACAAUGAUGUUGUGAUAAAAUUACUAGAAGCCGGUGCAAACCCUAAUACUACUGAUGGUGAUGGUAGAACGCCAUUGAUUGCUGCAGCAUAUAUGGGCCAUGCCGAUAUAGUUGGAAAAUUGCUGGAUAAUGGUGCGAAUAUCAAUCAUCAAGAUAGUGAUGGCCGUACUGCUUUGAGUGUUGCUGCUUUAUGUGCACCUACUAAUGGAGGAUAUGCCAAAGUUGUCACUUUGUUGUUGGAAUCUGGAGCUUUUGUUGAUCAUGAAGAUAAAGAUGGGAUGACACCUUUACUUGUUGCCGCAUUCGAAGGCCAUAGAGAUGUUUGCGAAAUUUUGUUAGAAGCAGAAGCUGAUGUAGACCACUGUGAUAAGUUAGGUAGAACGCCUUUGUGGGCUGCUGCAUCAAUGGGACAUCCUGCAUGUGUUUCACUUUUACUUUUUUGGGGUUGUUAUGUGGACAGCAUAGAUAAUGAAGGACGUACUGUGCUUAGUGUGUCUGCAGCUCAAGGGAACAAUGUUGUGGUAUCACAACUACUAGAUAGAGGUCUUGAUGAACAACAUAGAGAUAAUUCUGGUUGGACACCAUUACAUUAUGCUGCAUUCGAAGGUCAUCAAGUUGUUUGCAGAACAUUGUUGGAGAGUGGAGCAAAAAUUGACCAAACUGAUAAUGAUGGUAAACCACCUUUAAUGUUAGCUGCUGAAGAAGGGCAUUCAGAAUUAGUAAGUGAAUUUUUAAAAAACUAUGGAGCUCCUCCAGAUCAAAAAGCCCAUGAUGGAAGAACUGCUUUAAGAUUAGCUGCGUUGGAAGGUCAUAUUGAAGUAGUUAGAAGUCUUGUAGAAUAUGGAGUAGACGUAAACAAAAAAGAUGCUGAUGGUCGAAGUACUCUCUAUGUUCUUGCUCUUGAAAAUCAUUUAGCAAUGGCUAAAUUUUUUAUUGACCCUGGUGGAGCAGAUGUUGAAAGCACAGAUUCUGAAGGCCGAACUGCUUUACAUGUUAGUUGUUGGCAAGGUCACUGUGAAAUGGUAUCCUUAUUGUUGAAACUUGGAAAAGCUAAUUUAAAUGCAACUGAUAAUGAAAAUAGAACACCUCUUCACUUGGCUGCAUGGCAAGGGCAUUCUGUCAUUGUUCGGUUAUUAAUUGAACAUGGGGCUAAUGUUAAUCAUGCGUGUAAUCAAGGAGCAACAGCCUUGGGUAUUGCUUCUCAAGAAGGUAAUGAGACUUGUGUUCGAUUAUUGUUAAUGCAAGGUGCCAGCCCAUUGGUAUCUGACCACUGUGGACGAAAUGCCAUAAAAAUUGCUGCAAAAAGUGGCCAUGAUAAUAUUGUCAAGCUACUAGAACAAUUUUGUCCUACAAAAAACGAAAGUAGUGGAUUUAAUACAGCUAAUACUUCUUGUGGUUCUGGUUCAACAACUGAAACUAAACCAUCCUCAGCUAUAUUAGUGAAUCCAUUAUUAUCUAAUACCAAUCAUGCUCCGAUUCAUGAUUCAUCUCCCAUUGAAUCGCCAGAUUCAACAGCUAAACGAACUUCAUUUGUUUCAAACUAUAGCAAAUCCAGUUCUAAUUUGACUGAUAGUACCAAAAGUUCUCACCAAGAUUUACCAAAACAGUUGACUCCAUUGACUUUUACACAAAAAUUACAACAAUGUAGUCGACGUAUCAAGUCAAGACCCACUUCUAAAGUACUAAGUCCUUUGCAGAGUCCUAUAUAUGCAACACCACCUCACAGCCCAAAUUUAGAAGAACCUUCAGCUCCGAGUAUUCAUGUAUUGACGGAUGAUCAUUUUUCACGUGACACUCAUAUGCGAAUUAUUCUUGGUAAUAAGGCUGUGUUAAAAAAAUCGACUUCUGAUUCCAAUCAUAAUAAAAAUUUGGGAAACAACAAGCAAAAACGUAAUGGUAUUGUUACUAAUCCAGCAUUAAGGAUAAUGCCAGCUAUUCGUAAUGGUUUAGAAAUGGCUGCUGGACGUAAAAAUAAAACCCCUCAUUUGCCCACUGAUAGUUUUAAAUGGCGAAAAGAAACGCCAUUGUAAUUAUAUUUUUUAUAUCCUCCAAGUGAGUUUUUUUUUUUUUUAAGAGUAUUUAUUUAUUUUUGUUGUAAAAUUUUGAUUUAAAAAGUUGCCAUUUUGUUUUAAUUUCAAUGUAUGGAUUGAAAACUAACUUAGUAAUAAAGUUAUGUUUUAUCAAUCAUCCUCUAGGCCUAAAUGAUAAAAUAAGUAUACCAAGUAAUAAUUUAUACUGUAGAUUUAUAGAAAUUAUGUACGUUUUGUAUCAAGUUGAUCUAAUUUUGAUGAAAUAUAUUUUUAUAUCUUCCCUUCGUUCUCUUAAGUAUUUGUGGCCAAUAUAAUAUAAUUAUUAUCUUUUAAAUAUGGUGUGUUACAAGAACUAAGUAUUUAUCACAUUCAUCUAUUUGUAAGACAAUUAUUAUUUUGGUUGUACAGAGUAAUUUUGUAACUUCACAUUAGAAAGGAAAAACGGAUUUAUUUGUUCUUAGUUUAUAAUAUGGUUUAAGAAUACAUUUUAUAGUGCAAUCUAAUUUUAGAAUUUGAAGAUGUUAUUAAGUGUUAAAAUCUGAAUUAAAUUUAAACAUCGCGAAUCAUCCUAUAUAUUUAAGAAAUUUUUUAUAAUGGUAUCUGUAAUAUUUAUUUAUAAUGAAUUAAAAAUGAUAGUGUUUGUGAUAGAACUGUAGAAAUGAGCAUUAAUAAAUUACUCAUGUAAUAAUUUUAAAGAAUAUUUUUUGGAUCUUACUAAUUCAAACACAUGUAUAAUACUAAAAUUCCAUUCUAAAAUUUGCAUUUAAAAUGAACUAUUUCUGUGAGUGUACUGAAGAUUGUUGAACAUCAACCAAAAUCUACAUUUGUGUAAACUAAAUUGUAUUUAUAAAAAAAUUUUUUUUUAAUUCACUAAAUAAAUAUUUGUCUAAAACAAUACAAUUUACAAUAAUGGGUUUUAAGUUUUAACUUAAACUAAAAUAUCACUUAUUAUAUGAUAAUGUGUAUUACUUUAUAAAACCAAAUAUUGACAAUAGUAUUUAAUUUUAAAAUUAAACAAACCAUUAUUUAUAUUUAUUUAGAUACUUAAGUUUUUUUUUAUAGUAAUUUAUUUCUUACGAGUGUCGUCAAUUGAGUGUCCUUCACAGUAAAAUAAAUAUGAUUAAUAAUAGAAAAUAUUUACGUAUUCAUCUUCUCUUUCUCGUGGUUAUUACAUUUACACAUAACAUUGUAUUUAAUGUCAGUAAACAAAACUACCUCAAGAAUGUUCAUGACAGUAGUUUGAAAUGCAUACCAUUACUGCAUACUAUACAAAUUAAUAUGUCUCAUUUUGGCAUAUUUGUGAUAAAUCAAAUAAUAUAGAUUGUAUUUAUGAUUAUAAAACCUGGACUUUUAAAAAAUUCCUAUUUUUUUACAACUUUAGUAUUAGAAAAAAUUAUUAUAAAUCACUAUUACUAUACCACUGUGUUCGGUGUAGUGCGUAUUCCUUACUACUAUUAGAUUGUCUAAUGAACAAAUUUUCUUUGUUAUCAACAAUAUUUUUUUUUUUUAUGUAGAUUUAUUAAGGUAUUGUUUGUAUGUUAGUUCUGGUUUGAGUAUUUACCCCAUAAAAUGUAUUGCUUAACUUCUAUUAUUCGUUUUGUUGAAGAAUUUGUCGUAUCAAUUUCAACAACCCGUUUUUGUUUUUUUUUUUUUUUAUUAUUUGCAAUAAAGUUGUUGUAGCUUGGUCAUUAUUAUAAUUUACCAUAUUAAUAAAACCAUAUUCAAAGCCCUGUUUUAUAAACUAAUAUGUAGAAAAAUGAGUUAAUAUUAAUUUUUAUUUUAUGACUUCUUAUUAGUUUUUUUUUUAUUUUACAUUUUAAAGUUUGAUGUCUACCUACUGUUUGUAUACGAUAAUAUUAAAAUUGCACUUUGUACUAACAAAUUACUUGUCCAUUUCAAUUUAUAAACCUAAUAACUAAUGAUACAUCACAAUUAGUCCUUAUUUAUUUUAACUAUUUUGUAAUACAAAUAAACCUUUCUAGUCCUCCUAUUUUUUUUUUUUUUUAUCAAUAUUAUUAUUACGUAUAAAUAAUGUAAUUUAUUUAUUACCUAUUUUUUCCUUUUUUUUUUUUUCGUAACUGAAACAUUUGUACGAAGUAAUAGCUUUUUUUUAAACUACUUUAAGUUUCUAGUCAAUAAAUUUGUUAGUACAAUUUUUAAAGUCGUUUCUUAUGUUUGAUAAUAUUGUACAAGCAAAGCUCAACGGCCGAUUUAUAUAUACAUUUUUUUUUUUUUUGGUACUUAGUUUUUUAUGAUUCUGAUGUGAAGUAGACUGAUAGAAUUUUUUUUAGUAAAGCUUGAAUUAUAUUAAAUUAAAUAAAUGAAAAUAUAUUUUAAACUAUA